AUGGCCGCGGCCAAGGUCAUAAAUCACACUCCUUUCGUUCCCCGUCUACCAAAGGAUGUCCCACUUCCACCAAGUCCCGCAGAAUCAACAAGUCCACCUACCCCCGAGAAGGCUAAAGUUAAGGAAGGCGUGCAGGGGAUGAAGAAGCAGGGAGAGCAAGAGAGGGGGAAUGCGAAUGAAGAACCCGAAAGCGAGAUGCCACAAUCAGAGCCACUGAAACCUCUGACAUGGACAUCCCUGACUGAUUCGAAGCUACCAAUUCACAUCCACCAAUAUUCACGAAGGACAGGAGGUGCCCACUUUUUUUCUAUCGUCGGGGAAAGAAUCAAAAUACAUUCUACAUCAUCUGGCAAGGUUGUUUCUACAUUACCGGGGCCACAGGAUGAUGGUCACCAGGAUAUCAUCACAUCUGCCAUACUCAGUGCACAUAAUGCAUUUCAGCUCAUCACCGCAUCUCUGGAUGGCACUAUCAAAGUCUGGGAUUUUCUCGAGGGAAUAUUGUUGCACACGAUCAAUCUCGAACAGCCUAUCCAUCACGUGUGCGGGCAUGAAAAGAUCAAGGAUUACGUUUUUGUUGCCACUGCAAAAACGAAGAAGGGAAACGGUGAUGGUGACGAGCAACCAAAACCAAACCGGUCUGCAAAGGCUCCUUCCGAAGAGAGCUGCGUCAUCUUACGUGUGUCGCUCAAGCCUCAAAAUCCUGCUUCAGGUGCGAAAUGGCACAAGUCAUCUCAGAUUACACCAGUUGGCAAGACCAGAUAUACGGCUGGACUUGCUGUAUCUGCAAGUGGUGAAUGGCUGAUUGCGGUCGCUGGUCACAAGGCCUACGUUGCACAAGUUUCUGCACUGAAGUCUGGAUUUACAAAAUACGUUUCACCAGAUGCAUUGACAUGUUUGGCAGUCCAUCCAUUAGAGGACUAUUUUGCGACGGGUGACGCGAAGGGUGUCGUGCGAUUAUGGUACUGCUUGAACCUGGGCAGGCCAGCAGUUGCUAACGUAGAAAAGCGAUCGCAAACAUCUGAGCUUCAUUGGCACGCCCAUGCAGUUUCAUCUGUUGCGUUCACGACGAAUGGAGCAUAUUUGCUAUCUGGUGGUGAAGAAGCUGUUCUGGUCAUAUGGCAGUUGUACUCUGGAAAGAAAGAGUUCGUGCCCCGAGUUGGCUCCCCCAUCAAAAGUGUUGUGGUCUCACGCGGUUCUGCUGCUGAGGAAGAGUACCUUCUUGGGCUGGCGGACGCAAGCUUUGCAUUCGUCAGUUCUGCCACGCUCAAGCUAUCGCGAGUUUUUUCUCGCAUAAAACUAGACUCCGUCACAUCAAUUCACUCGUUAUCAUCGACACUCGUUCUUCCCUCUUCCCAUCCUUCUUCACUACAAACCUACUCUCCUUCGUCAGCCAUGCUCAUCGCAGAGCUGGAGGUGUCGCCUUCGAAUCGAGUGUCAAGACAAGAAGAAAAGAUGUUAGAACCCUCACGAGUAGAACGCGUGAUAAUCUCGCCAUCGGGAGAGUGGAUGGCGACUAUCGACCGGCGGGAAGGAGAUGAGUCAUUCCGUGGCGAGAUAUACCUCAAGAUAUGGUGGUGGGACAAGAAAGUAGACCGGCCACAUGGCUUGAACAAGGUCACAUCCAUAUCUUUUAGUCCUUCGGAUGACAUCCAGUUGGUGACCACUGGUGAGGAUAGAAACGUCAAAACUUGGAGAAUACGGAGUACGAAGGAUAAGAAGGGUAAUGUAGAAGUUUCCUGGACCUCAAGAUCGUCUUUUGGUUUCCGUCUGGAGAUGCCCAGAGGCUCAGCUUGGUCUCCGGAUGGCUCUCUUCUGGCUGUUGCGCUCGACGCCUCUGUGGCAUUGUACGAUUCAAGCUCGAAUGCACUUCACUUGACAAUAGUGUGUUCGGAAUGCCCAAAAAUCUCGUCCAUACACUUCAUUGGGCAUCAUGGCCAGUAUAUUGCAGUUCUUGGCAGCCCCAAUCUUGUUGUCUGUGAUAUUAUUAAUCGCUCUGUGCGUUGGCAUCGUCGGCACAUCCACCCUUAUGUCACUCUUGUACCUCAUCCUUACCAAGAUACCUUCGCAACGAUUCAUCGCUCACCAUCAGACACGACUAAUGGGCUCAUGGUUUACUCCAUUUCGUCGUCGACUCCCCUGCUUUCACAAACGUUACCGUUCGGGAUACGAAAUUUAGUUUGGUACCCUGCUCCAAGUCGCUUCGCUUCGCAGUCGGAUGUUUUCCCUUGUGGGAAUUACGCAUGCUUUCGGCGUCGUGCUUCUAGGGCACGUACACCAGCAGUAGCCGAUGAGACAAGUUCGUCAACGAAGGCACUCCAGAAAGGGCUGGCGGUACCCAAGCGGUCUCUCUUCGAAGAGAUGUUUGGUGUACCGGCUCUUACCGACAUCUCUCACAAUGCUGUCUCCAGUGAGACGGCAAGUGUCUUUGAUGCCCCUGCUUACCUCAUGCCGCCGAUGGAAAAUCUGUUCGAGCCGUUAAUUAACGGCUUCCUCAAGCUGCGGCUGAAGGAAAACGUGGACGAAGAGCAUCAGAAACCCGCUUUUAUAGAGAUGGGCAAAGCAUCGAAUGAUGACAUUCUUGACACAUUUAUACCAUUUUUCAAGGACAUCACAGGUAAAUGGUUCUCAUCUCUUGUAAACGGUUACUCAACAGAUUUAUACAAAGGUCUACCUGAUUACCCGUUCCAUUCCGACACCCGUCCAGUCGCAUUGACACUCCCAACUACUCCAUCCUCCCAUCAUGCAAAACCUGCACCCCGAACAGUUGCCUCCCAAAAACCGAACCCUAAUGCAUCCUCUAAAAAGCAAGCUUCCACGCCGUCCGUCCCCGCCAAAACUGGCAAAAAAAGAAGUAGACAUUCUCUAGCUUGAAUAUAAAAUAUCUAUUAUUGAGCACAAGGUGUAAUUCAUCUAGUCGUGUGGAUUUCUCAUUGAGAUUGUUGUUUCAGCCCAUCACAUUUUAUUUUUUAAGCCGUUGUUGCAUUUUAACGCUCCUUCGCAUCGCCAGUACCCUCACGCUUUGCAUGUUGCCAAUGUAGCCAAGUUUCCAUACUGUUGUCGAUAUAAGAGAUGUUAUGUUGUGUGUCAUUUCAUGCUCGUGUCAUAAAAAUUAAAGCCUUCUCAGCUAGUAUUACACCUGCUUCUUCCCAGUGUCGC
Molecule: messenger RNA, 3156 nt
Organism: Suillus subaureus
Lineage: Eukaryota; Fungi; Basidiomycota; Agaricomycetes; Boletales; Suillaceae
Product: WD40-repeat-containing domain protein
Exons: 11
Coding region: 1-2871 (956 amino acids)
Biological process (GO): positive regulation of rRNA processing; positive regulation of transcription by RNA polymerase I
Cellular component (GO): nucleolus
Molecular function (GO): RNA binding; protein binding
Source: RefSeq, a predicted model, not a curated record